AUGAUCAGAGGCGACGUACCAGUGUACCGGUACUCCAGGGCUGGCGGGCAGGCCAUUGUCGCCGGCGUCGUGUACGGCGGCCGAGCAUUGCCAGCACUGCAGGGAAAGUUUCUCUACGCGGACUUCGUUCACGGGUCACUGCAUGCACUUCGACCAGUGGCGGAUCAGAACACGUGGAUAUCUGAGGACCUUUGUCUUCAGACGUGCAAUGACCAGCAGAGUGGCCCUUUUCACGUGCUCACUAUAGCGACGGACGCUGACGGUGAACCCUUGGUACUGACCACGUCGGACCUGAGCAACGACGUCCCUGCGGGGGUCGUGUACCGCCUCAAGGACGGCACUUGCCACAACUCUCACGGUGCCUUCCGUGCCAUGGCGUUCCGGCCCACCAUAUGGAUGGUGGCGUUGGCGUAUGCAGCUCGUUAGCUCGACCUCCCAUCGCCUGGAAGAUGCAUCGUCCAAACAACCGCAGCAUUGUUAUCUUCCAGGUGGCCACAUCCAAGUCGGGUGCAAGAAGUGGUUGACACACUUUAGCGCCAAAGAAUGUCACCGUUAAACAUUGCUAAUCUUUCUCCGUUGGUAAGUAUAAGCUGACGACAUAAAG
Messenger RNA from Rhipicephalus microplus (southern cattle tick), 604 nucleotides. Its product is annotated as HHIP-like protein 1. Lineage: Eukaryota; Metazoa; Arthropoda; Arachnida; Ixodida; Ixodidae. The record is from RefSeq and is a predicted model, not a curated record.